This is a messenger RNA of Theileria annulata, 528 nucleotides long. RefSeq names its product cyclophilin, putative. Gene Ontology annotation, molecular function: peptidyl-prolyl cis-trans isomerase activity. Gene Ontology annotation, biological process: protein peptidyl-prolyl isomerization. The transcript is spliced from 4 exons. The record is from RefSeq and is a predicted model, not a curated record. Gene Ontology annotation, cellular component: catalytic step 2 spliceosome. NCBI's taxonomy places the organism in Eukaryota, Apicomplexa, Aconoidasida, Piroplasmida, Theileriidae. The coding region runs from base 1 to 528 and encodes 175 amino acids.
AUGUCAGUAACAAUUCAUACUAAUUUUGGAGAUUUGAAGAUUGAGUUGUAUUGUAAAGAUACCCCUAAAACUUGCAAGAAUUUUUUGGCUCUGUGUGCCUCAGACUACUAUAAUAACACAAAAUUCCACAGGUUGGCUCUCAUUUUAAUUACAUUUUGGUUUAGAAAUAUUAAGGGAUUCCUCAUACAGGGCGGUGAUCCAACUGGAACCGGGAAAGGAGGCGAAAGUAUCUAUAACGAACCAUUUGAAAAUGAGCUGGUUCCUCAUUUGAAGCAUGACAAGAGAGGCGUGGUUAGUAUGUCAAACAAUGGCAAGGUUAACGGAAAUACUUCCCAAUUCUUCAUAACUUAUUCAAAGCAAAUGCACUUGAACAAUCAGUACACAGUUUUUGGAAGGCUGAUUAGUGGUUUGGAUACACUGGAGAAGCUGGAGAAUCUACCAGUCGGGAAAAAGAACAGACCUAUUGAUGACAUCAUCAUAACUUCAACUACCAUACAUUCCAAUCCAAUCGCAGAUUUAGAGUCUUGA